Molecule: messenger RNA, 1576 nt
Organism: Seminavis robusta
Lineage: Eukaryota; Bacillariophyta; Bacillariophyceae; Naviculales; Naviculaceae
Source: the annotation of a GenBank genome assembly
AUGGCAGAAAUAGCAGUAGAUAAUGAUGUUAAUAUAGAUGACAUCACCGUGUCUACCUCGGCAGUGUCGUCAGUACCAGCUGACUUUAGCUUUGACGACAUUCAUAAUGUACCAGCUGAUAAUCCCGAAAGCCAUGUGGUUGCGGAAACAAUCAUAAUGGAAGUAGAAGAAGAUGGAUUGGUGGGAGAUAUCAGAGACAACGUGGGUAAAAGUGCCGAGAAGAAACAGAAAUCAGCACUGAAGCACUUCGACGGGUUUCUCCGUCUCUGGUUCAAACACCGGGGAGAACCGUACCGCCAUUAUUCCCAAUUAUUCCAUGAAAACACCGAGGACAGUAAUCGGUUUUGGGAUGCGCUAAUGGGUGGUAUGUUCUCUUAUUUUGCUACAGGCUGCAAUGGUGAGCUUGGCUUUGAAUCGGUUAAUGGCUAUGCCAGUUCUAUCAAAGCUUACUACACCGACAAAUGGAGACAUAAUACAUACAAAUGUCCCGUGUUUGGGAAGCAAUCAUGGGCCACCCUUAGAAGAAAGCUGCGCACUUUAUUUGAGGAAAGGGCACGACAAUCUGGCCAGAAACUAACCAACCCGCACCAAGCUUCUACACAAGACGACAUGAUGGCUAUGGUAUACAGCUGUUUGUGGUUGGCUACGGGUGAUGCCGCUGUUUUUCUAUUGAUGAACAUUGCUAGUCUCCACUACAGUGGCCGCAGCAGUGAGGUAGCAUUGAACCGAUGGAGUCACUUGAGUUCAUGGCAGAUUUGCGAGUUGCACUUCAAGUAUACAGUUCUCAGCACGUACCUGAAGCGACAGAAGUUGGGCGAGGAAACCAACCUGACUCUUUUCCCACACCGUGAAAACUUCUUCGAGGAUAUCUAUUUUGGCAUGAUCUACCGCAUUAUUAUGUUACCGGACAAUGAUGACUAUCUGUUCCCCAAGUUUGCCGAAAAGGCGUUGCACCAGUCUAAAGAAGGGAGAAACGACAGCAAGUUAGUGCCUGAGUUUGUAAGCCAAGUAUUUGCCCACGACACAGCUAACCGAUGGAGCCAAACAGUCCGGGAAUUGCUGGUGGCUUCCAUGCUGCGUUACUUUGACAAAGUGGAGACCGCAAUACAGAAUGCUCCACAUAAAGACUUUGGCAAAAGAUCCGAGGACCAUCCGUUCAUUUCCACGAUUUACGAGUACUGCAGUCGUGCUGGAGUUUCUGAGACAACGUUUGAAGCUUGGCAGGCAGAAGUCAAAGAAGGUUUCUUCGGGGACAAUUUGCCAGCUUUACAAAUCAAAUUAUGGCCUGAUUCGGCACGCAACAACAGAGAUCCAAGGACCGGAACAACAUUGGUGGAUAGGCGAUGCCUAAUGGAUCACUAUAAUACGCUUGCACACCACACAGAGGGGUUGCAUUUGCAGGUUGUUAAAAUGAGGCAGGAAAUGUCGGAGCUGAGAACUGGUCAGGCACAUUUAAUUGGCAUGGUUCAAGCAAUGCUGGCAAGUCAACAAGGCAGUCGAACCUUCAACGGUAGUGGUAUUGAUUCUCCGACUGCAGUAUCCCAGUCAUCUCCCGGCGCCGUUAGCAGGUCUCCUG